CAAAAUAUCGAAAUCAAAAGUAGUUUUGAUUUUCAUUCAAGAUGAGAACAUCAAAUCAGUCAAACAAUCAACUCAUCACUAAGGAUACUACUACUACUACUACUACUACUACUGAUACUAUUCAAAACAACAACAACAACCAUGUUCAACUACCACUUCAACAAAUCAAUUCACCUGAUUUCUUACUCAAUCCAAACCCAUUUAACUUUAUACCCAAUAACACUAGUACUACAUCCAUCGAUUUCAAUCAACCAUCAUCAUCAUCUACCAUCUCAAUCUCAAACCAAUCUCAAAACCAACACCAUAUGAAUCAAACUUCAUCAGGAAAUUACAGAGUUAGUGCAUUCGGAGUAUCAGAUCAUCAAUCUUCACAUUUAAUCCAUCCAGGCAUGGUAAAUGGAAAACCCGGGGGAGGAGACUGUGCCAAACUAUGUCCACGUCAUCAAAGAAUGGCGAACGAAGGCACGAACCGACAACUCCAAGCGGAGAUCGAAACCUUACCAGAAUCCGAUCAAGAAGCCAUCAACACAGCCUGGGGACUUUUCUCAUCCUCAAACACCCAACGUCGUAGACUAAUCCUAAGCGGUCUACUCACAAUCUGUUGUCCAUCCCAACUCCGAUUCUUAACAGAUUCAUUAAAGAAAGUCUGUAGAAUUGAUCCUUUUAGUAGGUUACCUAAAGAGAUUAGUUUAAAGAUUUUGUGUUAUGUUGAUGCAAUCAGUUUGGGUAAAUCGGCACAGGUUUCAAGGCUUUGGAAAAAAUUGUCGGAUGAUGAUUUGAUUUGGAGAUUAAUGUGUGAACAACAUAUUGAAAAGAAAUGUACGAAAUGUGGUUGGGGUUUACCAUUGAUGGAAAAACGCAAACGGAUGGAUCCAUCCACAUCAACUAUCAAAAGUAAAGAAACUCACGAUCAGACCUCAGAUUCGAUUCAUUUACAUCCAAACAAACGGAUUUGUCAAAGAGAUGAUGGCGAGACCGAUCUGAUUGCUUCUACUUCCACCACAACUUCCACCAAGUUCACCAACCCAAUCCGAUCCCCAAAUCCUCCUAAUCCGAUUCCCACCCCAACAUGUCGUACACCUACCAAACCAUGGAAGAUGGUGUAUACCGAAAGAUUAGCCCUAGAACGAAACUGGCGCAAAGGAAUCUAUGAGGAGACAAUCCUAAGUGGACAUACAGAUUCGAUCACCUGUUUACAACUAGAAGAACACUUCACAUCACCAUCAUGGCCGAUCUUGAUGACCGGUAGUUGGGAUCGAACUAUAAGAGUAUGGAAUUUAGAAACUAAAGAAACUAUGAAUGUUUUAAAAGGUCAUACUAGAGGGAUCAGAUGUUUACAAUUCGAUAAGAGUAAAUUGAUCACUGGGGCUAUGGAUGGGAACCUUAAGAUUUGGAAUUGGAGAACGGGUGAGUGUAUGAGAAGUAUUCAGGCUCAUGAAGAAGGUGUGGUUUGUUUAAAGUUUGAUGAAGAAAUCUUGGCGAGUGGUAGUGCGGAUGGAACAAUAAGAAUAUGGAACUUUAAAACCGGUGGAGGAUUCGUUCUAAGAGGCCAUCGAGAAUGGGUGAAUUCAGUGGAGAUAUGGUCACCAUCCAAUCCAAUCCAUUCUACAACCACUUCAACCGCAUCAGAUGAUGGAUUAAUAAAAGUUUGGAAUUUAGAUCGAAGAGAGACAGUAAGGGUUUUAGAAGGUCAUAUGGCCCAAGUCCAAUCUAUUAAACUGAUUACCAUAGAUGAAGUUGAGAAUGAUGAACAAGUCGAAACGAAUGGAGAUGGUAAUGAAGAUCAACUUGAACCGAUCUUUGGGAACGGAGUCUUGAGGGGUAAAAAACCGGUCUUGGUUUCUGGUAGUUUGGAUAAUUGUUUAAAGGUUUGGGAUUUGGAGAAGGGAAGGUGUAGGAGAACUAUGUUUGGACAUAUUCAAGGGGUUUGGAAUGUUGAUGCUGAUAGAUUAAGAGUGGUUAGUGGUUCACAUGAUAGAUCAUUAAAGAUUUGGGAUAGGAUCACAGGGAAAUGUAUUCAUACGAUCGUAGGACACAGAGGAGCGGUGAUGACGAUUGGAUUAAGUGAUGAUAAGAUCAUUAGUGGAGGAGAUGAUGGAGAAGUAAGGAUUUGGUCGUUUGCUCCGGUUGAACAUGGGUUGAGACUUCAUCAGCAUCAUUUGAAUCAACUUCAGUUACAGCAUGAUCAUCAACUUCAACAUGAUCAGCAACUUCAACUCGAUCAGCAACUUCAACAUCAACAUGAUCAUCAAGAUCUUAAUGAAGAUGAAGAGAAGUAUGAAGACCUUAAUCGAGAUGAAGACAAAGAUGAAGACAAAGACAAAAUUAAAGUAUGUGAAAUUGAACAAACAGAGAAGAAUGAAGGCAUACAGAACAUUCAAGGAAACGACAAUGGAAAAGGAAAAGGGAAAGAGGUUUUGGAAUGAAAUGAGAAUUGACUUGAAUUCAAAAAACAACCAUGAAAAUGAAAAUGAAAAUGAAAAUGAAAAUGAAAAUGAAAACAAGAAUGAGAAUGAGAAUGAGAAAUGAAAAUGAGAAGGAGACGGAGAAAUGAAAAUGAAAAUGAAGUGGGUGUAUAUAGAUACAAGUAUAUAAACUUAUACAUCAAUAAUGAUUGUGUUAUUUGUUUUUUUGUGUUUUUUGGUCUUGAAUUAUUCUUGACAUAAGUUUAGUUUAAAAGAUUUUUAUUCUGAAUACAUAAUGUAAGCUUUUUUUGAUGUAAUUUUGGUUUUUUGAAGUACAUAACUUGAUUUUUUUGGGGUAAUAAUUGAGAAAUUCUUUAACUUUUGUUGGGUUUGGUUUAUAACACUAACACAUGAGAGGUUUUUAUUAAUGGAUAUAAGUUGUACAUUUAGAGUAUC
This is a messenger RNA of Melampsora larici-populina 98AG31, 2861 nucleotides long. RefSeq lists its product as uncharacterized. The coding region runs from base 42 to 2426 and encodes 794 amino acids. Gene Ontology annotation, molecular function: protein binding. NCBI's taxonomy places the organism in Eukaryota, Fungi, Basidiomycota, Pucciniomycetes, Pucciniales, Melampsoraceae. The transcript is spliced from 5 exons. The record is from RefSeq and is a predicted model, not a curated record.